Messenger RNA from Asparagus officinalis (garden asparagus), 2245 nucleotides. RefSeq names its product glucan 1,3-beta-glucosidase A-like. The coding region runs from base 457 to 2040 and encodes 527 amino acids. Gene Ontology annotation, cellular component: actin cytoskeleton; cytoplasm. The record is from RefSeq and is a predicted model, not a curated record. Gene Ontology annotation, biological process: actin filament bundle assembly; carbohydrate metabolic process; establishment or maintenance of cell polarity. NCBI's taxonomy places the organism in Eukaryota, Viridiplantae, Streptophyta, Magnoliopsida, Asparagales, Asparagaceae. Gene Ontology annotation, molecular function: actin filament binding; hydrolase activity, hydrolyzing O-glycosyl compounds. The transcript is spliced from 11 exons.
AAUACAUCAAUUUAAUUAUGAAUGUUAAAUUGUGUAACUGAAAUUCUUACAUUGCAAAGUUUAAUGAUACUUAUGGUGCACAUUAUCCUUUCUCCGUAAUAAGGGGUCCACCGCUCGCAUUAAGAUUCGCGCACCUCUUGAUGAAUAUGAACAGAGACGAGAGAAAAGGUGGCCAGAUGAAGUAUCUUCCGCUCUUCUUCCCCUGGGAUAAAGAGAGAAGCUCCUUUUUUUAUAAUAUUUACUCAGAAAGAGAGAGAGAAUAAAGAGAAGGAAGAAAGCUUGAUUAUUUAGCCUUAAAUUUAUAAUAAAGUUCCUUAUUUGAGCAUGGGGGUUUGAACAAGAAUCCAAUAUUGAGAUGAUUAUAAUGCUUAGUAGCUCAUCCUUGCAAACCUCUGCUUGGGAUAAACUUGGAUAUAAGAAAGCCUUGAAAGUGUUUGUGCUUUUUCCUCAACGGAGAUGGACCCUUGCAGAAGAUGGGCAUUUGGGCUUCUUUCUCUUUAUUGUGUUUUGUUGCCGUUAUCUCAAUCUUCAGUUUAUGGGUUCACUAAGGUUAGGGGUGUGAAUUUGGGAGGCUGGCUUGUGGUAGAAGGGUGGAUUAAACCUUCGCUGUUUGAUGGUAUUCCAAAUGGGGAUAUGCUUGAUGGAACACAAGUGCAAUUCAAGUCAAUGACAUUGCAGAAGUAUGUGAGUGCAGACAAUGGUGGAGGAAUGAAUGUUACUGUGGACCGAGAUGUGCCAUCUACAUGGGAAACCUUCAAGAUAUGGAGAGUAUCUGAAAACGAGUUUCAGUUCCGAUGUGUUGGUGGCCAAUUUUUAACAUCGACUGGUGAAGGGAACUUGAUCUCAGCUACAGCAGGUUCGCCUUCUGUAAAUGAGACUUUCUAUGUUGAAAGGAACAAUACCAGAGUUCACUUUAAAUCCUUGAGUGGAAUCUACGUGCAGGCUACACAAGAUAAUCAGCUCAGAGCAGAUUAUCAAGGAGAGCCAGGCUGGGAAGACAACGCUGCAACCUUUGAAAUGAUAAUUUUCGCCAACAAUCUACACGGAGAUUAUCAGCUUGCUAAUGGGUAUGGGCAUGAUAAAGCAGAAGAGAUUCUGAUGAAACACCAACGCACCUUUGUAACAGCACAAGAUUUUGAUUUUCUCUCGAAGCAUGGUAUAAAUACUGUUAGAAUUCCUGUUGGAUGGUGGAUUUAUCAAGACCCAGACCCACCAGCUCCGUUCGUUGGAGGUUCCCUGUCAGCUCUAGACAGAGCAUUUUUAUGGGCACAGGUUUAUGAUAUUAAAUGCAUUAUCGAUCUCCACGCUGGUCCUGGUUCGCAGAACGGAAUGGAACACAGUGCUAGCAGAGAUGGUUCUGUAAACUGGCCACAACCAGAGUAUAUUUCACAGACACUGGAUGUCAUAGAUUUUUUGUCUGCAAGGUAUGGAAGCCAUCCUGCUCUCCUUGGGAUUGAGCUUCUCAAUGAACCUUCUGCAGGAGCAGUUCCAGUAGAUGUUUUGAUUUCUUAUUACACGAAAGGCUACCAAAUUGUUCGCAGUCAUUCAUCUACAGCUUAUGUUAUAAUUUGCCAGAGAAUUGGGAAUGCUGAUCCAUUGGAGCUUUAUCAGGCAAACAUCGGUGAUUCAAAUGUCGUGGUGGAUUUACACUAUUACAACCUCUUUGACCCUUUUUUCAGUAACACGAGUGUCACAGAUAAUAUUGAAUACUUACACAAAAGUAGAGAACCACAGUUACAAGCAUUAAACAGUGCAAAUGGGCCUCUUAUAUUUAUUGGGGAGUGGGUGAAUGAAUGGAGUGUAGUGAAUGCCUCAAAAAUGCAGUAUCAAAUGUUCGGGAGAGCUCAAUUAGAGGUUUAUAAUGCUGCUUCGUUCGGCUGGGCUUAUUGGACACUGAAGAACGACGAAAAGCAUUGGGACUUCGAAUGGAAUCUUCAGAACAACUAUCUUCUACUAGGUAGUUCGUCCAGGAUGUCUCCAAACAAACUGUACAUUCUCAUAUUGGCAUAUACAUUGUUUUUGCUGGCAUACUCGCUAUGAUACAUUAACACUACCAAGUACCAACACAUCAAGGAAACCUGGAGAGGAAAUUUUCUUCGACGAUGAUCCUCUCUUUUUUUUAGAGGCCGCUGGUUCAUUCAUUUCUUGUGUAACAAUAAAAAUGAACACAAUUUUAAUUUCAUUAAAGAUUUUAAGAUACCAUGUACAACAAUUGCACUCAGAUUUAAAAUUAUUUUUCCCAAUG